Closterium sp. Naga37s-1 is the source of this 1059-nucleotide messenger RNA. The record is from the annotation of a GenBank genome assembly. NCBI's taxonomy places the organism in Eukaryota, Viridiplantae, Streptophyta, Zygnematophyceae, Desmidiales, Closteriaceae.
AUGCCCGAUAACAUCGACGGUCGACUCGUUGGACUUGGAGAAAUUCACGGUAGGCGUGAUGGGGCUCGACGAAGCCAUGGCAGGGAGGUGUUGCUUGCUGAGUGUGAGCAAUCUCGUGGUUCUUUCCAUUUCCCAGGCGCGUGGUUUGAGGUGGGAAGCAGCGCGCUGCACAAAUUCAGCACGGCGAGCGGCCUGUCGUGCAACGCCGCCAAGUACUCCGCGCUCGCCACCGCCACUGACGGCAGCAACGUCGCUGGGUUUCUCAGUCGCGGCCUUCGCACCGUCAGUCCGUUACGAGCCGAUCAGGUGUGGCGCAUAUCAGCAGCAGCAGGGCGCAUCUCGCGCAACCUGCGCCGUGUGUGCGAGGCGGCCGUUUACAGCGCCAGGGCGCACGCGUCCCUGCAGGCGAUGCUUGUGCCGGGGCCUCAGGGGGUGGGUGGCGGGGUAAACAGCAGCGGGACUACGCCCACUAGUGACAGCAGCAGUAACAGCACAAGCCCGUUUUCCCAGCAAGCCAACGGAACUGCGCUUGCAGCUGUGGGCAUACUGGCUGCGUCUGGCGCCACCCUGUCACAGCAGGCCCUCGCGAUCUACAAUCAGCUGGGAGCGCUGCAGCAGCAUAACAACCGCGCCAGCACAUUCAACGACCCGCAGGACCCCGGGCUGGACGUCACGAAGCAAGGGCUCGCAGACGCAGCCAACCGCAUCAUUGCUGCUGCUGGAAGGGCUCGGCGCGCAGGGAUGAGGGGAAGCCUGGCGGUGCUGCAGAUGCAGCUCAUGCUGCCCGCUGCCAACAGCAGUGCCGCCACCCGGUUCACAUCCCGGCUCUCUGGUUUCCUGGGGCGCGCGUCUUGGGAACUGGGAAUGAGAGGGAAGGUGGGCCUGGCGACGACUGUGAUUCGCCUGCUGGCGGCGUCGGUGCUCGUGCCCUCCCUCACCAUGUUCCCAUCGCCCUUCCCCUGGAAUUCCCAGACCCAGCUGCGCAUGCAAGCCGUGCAAGACAGGAAGCAGGUGAGAUGCGGGGAGGGACGUCAAUUCAUUGCUAUGAUCAUUGACUGA